This is a messenger RNA of Carassius gibelio (silver crucian carp), 4304 nucleotides long. RefSeq names its product neuronal acetylcholine receptor subunit beta-2. Gene Ontology annotation, molecular function: acetylcholine-gated monoatomic cation-selective channel activity; transmembrane signaling receptor activity. Bases 305 to 1927 code for a protein of 540 amino acids. The record is from RefSeq and is a predicted model, not a curated record. Lineage: Eukaryota; Metazoa; Chordata; Actinopteri; Cypriniformes; Cyprinidae. The transcript has 6 exons. Gene Ontology annotation, cellular component: synapse; neuron projection; postsynaptic membrane. Gene Ontology annotation, biological process: chemical synaptic transmission; signal transduction; nervous system process.
UCGCUGUUUCUGUCAUCUCGUCGCAUCUCCUCUCAUCUCCUCUCGCGCACCGCGAGUUGUCCUUCGUCUACCUGGCUGCUAAUAAAACUGUUCCAUUUCCAUCGCUGGGGAAAACCACGCGUUCAGCGACCUACAAUCGCUGACGUAACGAUGCCAGGUACCGAAUAACGUCGAGAAGAAAGAACAUAUAUAUUUAACCCUCGCGCGCGUCCACCUCGACAAAGUCACGCUACGAUACGCACGACCAAACGCGCGCACGGGAGAGCAGUUCACGCGCGGCAGAUGCUUCCACGUCCUCGCUGAGAUGAUGGCUCUGUGGACGCUCUUCUGCAUCCUCACCAUUGUGAAAAGCAGUGAUGGGGCAGAUACAGAAGAGAGACUGGUGGAGCAUCUUCUAAAUCCAGCCCACUACAACAAACUGAUCCGACCAGCGACUAAUGGCUCAGAACUGGUGACAGUGCAGCUAAUGGUCUCGCUGGCUCAGCUCAUCAGUGUGCAUGAGAGAGAACAGAUCAUGACCACCAAUGUCUGGCUUACACAGGAGUGGCAGGACUACCGGCUAACAUGGAACCCAGAUGAGUUUGAUGGCAUGAAGAAGGUCCGUCUUCCCUCCAAACAUAUUUGGUUACCUGAUGUUGUUCUUUAUAACAAUGCUGACGGCAUGUAUGAGGUGUCUUUCUACUCCAAUGCUGUCAUCUCCCACGAUGGAAGUGUCUUCUGGCUUCCACCAGCGAUCUAUAAGAGUGCCUGUAAAAUUGAGGUGAAGCACUUUCCCUUCGACCAGCAGAACUGCACGUUGAGCUUCCGCUCGUGGACCUAUGACCGCACAGAAGUGGACCUGGUUCUGCGUGCAGACGUGGCUAGCAUGGACGAUUUUACGCCCAGCGGCGAAUGGGACAUCAUUGCUCUGCCUGGCCGGCGCAAUGAGAACCCCUCUGACCCAACCUACGUAGACAUCACCUAUGACUUCAUCAUCCGGCGCAAACCCCUCUUCUACACCAUCAACCUCAUCAUUCCUUGCAUCCUCAUCACCUCUCUGGCCAUCUUGGUCUUCUACCUUCCAUCAGACUGCGGGGAGAAGAUGACACUCUGUAUCUCAGUGCUACUGGCCCUCACUGUGUUCCUGCUGCUGAUCUCCAAAAUUGUGCCGCCCACAUCUCUAGACGUCCCUCUGGUCGGGAAGUAUCUGAUGUUCACCAUGGUGCUGGUCACGUUCUCCAUUGUGACAAGUGUGUGCGUGCUGAACGUGCAUCACCGGUCACCCACCACACACACCAUGCCUCCAUGGGUGAAGCUAGUGUUCCUCAACAAGUUACCUGCUUUGCUUUUCAUGCGUCAGCCACGCAACAGCAGCGAGCGUCAGCGUUUGCGCCAACGCCGGCGUGCCAACGAACAGCAGGAAGGCGGGCGAGCAGGUCUGGCUGAUGGGCUCAUGGCGGGUUUGGGCCUGGGCAGCUCUUCAUCAGGGAGCAAAGAGAACAAUGAGGCAUGCACGUGCUAUGUGAACCGGGCCUCAGUUAAACAGUUUGGGGCAGAGUUGGGUGGCGGAGGGGGGUCAACAGAUGGACUAAACGGGAUAAGGGAAGGUGGGAGAGAGUCCAGGGAAGGAGGUUCAAAUCCAUUGCAAAGCUCUGCUCUACCUCAGGGGAAGCAGCAGCCCCCUACAAUCCUCACCCAGGCUCUGCUGGCCCAGGCCUGCCCAGGGUUCGAGGAGGCUGUAGGCGGAGUCCGCUUCAUUGCAAACCACAUGAAGAGUGAGGAUGACGACCGUAGUGUGAGUGAGGACUGGAAGUAUGUGGCCAUGGUCAUCGAUCGUCUGUUUCUCUGGAUCUUUGUGUUUGUGUGUGUCUUUGGCACAAUCGGAAUGUUCCUUCAACCUCUGUUCCAAAACUACACAGUCAAAACUAUCACCAACACACCCGGCUGACUAACCACCAUCCACCACCACACCAAUGGACGCUACCCACCAUCAGUUGCGACAGGAGGGCAAAGGGAGGAGGUGGGGUCUGCCGAAGGAGAGGGCAAAUGUCACUCUGGACUAACAUUAGGUUUACACGAACCUUUUUUGGAAAAUCACACAGAGUGGGGAUUUAGUCCAGGAUUCUCGUUCAGGCCUCUCGUCCAGUCCACCUUCCCCUCCUUUUAGGUGAAAAACCACAUAAGCCAAUCGGAGAGAAAGGAGACACCUGUUUACUUUGCUCAGCAGCCAAUCAGCACUCAUCUCUGCAAAUAGAAAGCCAUCCACCGCCAACAAGCUCCGAAACGAGCAGUCUGCUUCCUCAAGAGUCACAUGACUUCUGUUUGUUACCUGUACGUGCAAGCUAGUCAGACAGGGAUGAAUUUAAAUAUCGGUUAUAACAUUGUUUCUUUCAGAUUCUUGUUUAUUUCUCAAGGACUAGAAGCCUGUCAUAAUCUAUUGUAUUGCAAAAACAUUUUCUUUUCUGUGUGAACAAACGAGUGUCUGGUCCUUCAGAAUGAGCUUUGAUGCAGUAUCGUAUUAUUAUUGGUAUAGUAAAAGUGUGAAUUGUAUUACUACAACACACAACUUGAAGAGGGAGGGUGCCUGGUGAGAUAUGAAACAGUGACUGUUUAUAAAGACCGAAGGUGUGAUGGUAAAGUCAGUUGAAUUUGCCAAAAAGCGGGCCCACUGUGAUGUAGCACAGGGUUCCCACCCAUAAAUCUUGUCUCAAGCCUUGCGAUUUUUCCCUGAACAGAUGAGCUUUUUCCCUGAACAGAUGAGCUUUGAGCUGAAUGAGUCCAUUUAGCCCCUAAAUACUUCUCAGAGGUCUGCAGUGGUCAGGCAGACUGGCAUUGAUAGACAAAUCUUAAAAAACCUGAGAGUUCAAAAUUAAGACACUGAGAGGCCAAACUGACAUGAAAGUUGUCAUGAUGAAAUUCUGAGCAGUACUGCACUAUUAUUAAGCCUUGACUUGCAUUUCAUCUCCUUUCUGUCUGUCUUUCUGUGCUUCUCAUCUAUCUCCCCUGUUCUCAUCAGUCCUUCACACACCACAUUACUGCCUCCUCAGAAACACAUAAUAGCUUCUCAUGAAAAUAUAAACCAUUGGUUAUGACCAUUUUCAUAUUCAAAAGCACCUUUAGUCAGUGACUCAUGGACUUUGUUGAUUUUAAGUCAUUAUUUACUGGAUAUAAAUGUCAGUGAACCAGUGUUUGCAAAUCAGCAGAUCUCAGGAUAAUUUGAACACUUGUCAUUCCAAAGUCUAUGCUUCUUGUUUGUUCAUUAAGAAUUUUGACAAAUAUGGUUAAGAUUUAUUUGUAGAAUUACAGAUUUAUUAAAUAUAAUUAUUUGUUGAAUUUUGAAAUGUUAUUCAUUGCUGUAAUGGCAAAGCUGAAUUUUUCGCAGCUUUCCUCCAGUCUUCAGUGUCACAUGAUCUUUCAGAAAUCUUUCUAAUAUGCUGAUUCAGUACUCAAAAAAUAUUUAUUUUUCUGCUUAUAAAUGGAUUCUUAGUUUUAUUUUUUUGUGGAAUUCGUAAUACACGUUUUUAAGAUUCUCUGAUAAAUGUAAAGUUUAAAAGAAAACUCUUUAUUAAGCAGGGAAUCUUCAAAACUCAUCUAUAAGAAAACAGAUUAUGCAAACGUUCACCCAUGGAUCAUUUUUUUUUUGUUUUUUGUUUCUCAACUAUAUUUCCUGAGUGCUUCAUAUGACCUCACACUCUUUGCUUUGCCUUUUCAGUCUUUCUUCUCUUCUCAUAUUUCCUUCACCAGCAGUGCUCUGCAAAAAAAGUCCUAUUACAAACCACAAAGCUGCAUAGUACAGCUGCUCUAUUACAUUAAUAUAUCUUGACCGUUAGCUUUUAAAAAUAUAACAGUAUUAGGGUGAAAGCCAAACUAUGAAUGCAUUACUUUUGUCUUAGUUUGGGCUCCAAGUGACUGCAUGACAUCAACGAUGAGACACAAGUCAGUAUUCGCCACACAGGGUUGUGCCUCUGUUCAUUAAUUAAAGCAUUCUGUCCAUGCGAGCAAGCAAAUCAGCUUCCAUAACCAUAAGUGCUUGUCUCUCUAAUUCAUCUAAGGAAAAAUUGAAUGAAGAGAAGAGACAAAGGGAGGAGUGUAGCUCUCUAUAUACAUAUGUUAUGCCAUGUCACGAUCAAUUCAACCUAUUCAAUACUGCAAUAAUCCAGAGUGUGACGUCACAAAGAUUCUGUGUCAAAAUAACUGUCUGUCGGCCAAUAAGAGUGCAUCGUCUUAUUCACAAUUAUGGCACUUAAAUGCCCGUCUCCUAUCCUCACCUCCCUCCUUUGGCUGACUGAUCACAUUUAUCCUGUCAAAUAAAGAUUAGAAAUUCA